GUGCUUUUAACCGUGUUCAGGCCGCAGUCUAUGGUUAGAGAUAUGGUUAAGGAGAGCAAAAAUGCCGUGGUAACAGGUCAAAAAUCACCACGAUUAGGUGUAUUUUGUAAGACGCUUUCUAAGACUUUUUGGCACAUUUGGCGUUGCAUGUAUGCUCCAUGAUACGUACGUACUCGACACACACCUCGGUAUCAUUCAUAACAUCACGAAGACUAAGCUGAAAUAGACAACAAUCUCGCCAUGGCCAGUGAACCGGUGAGCGUGGUAUUCAAGCUGUACUGCUUGACAGUGAUGACUCUGGUAGCAGCUACGUACACUGUGGCUUUGCGGUACACAAGGACCGUUUCGUCGGAUCUUUACUUCUCCACAACAGCAGUCUGUUGUACAGAAAUCAUCAAAUUGUUUCUGAGUCUUGGUAUGCUGGCUAAGGAAACGGGUAGCCUUGGCAGGUUGAAGUCCUCAGUCAUUGACAAUGUGAUCCGGAGUCCGAUCGAGCUGCUGAAAUUGAGCGUUCCCUCUUUGGUGUACGCCGUGCAGAACAACAUGGCCUUCGUUGCUCUAAGCAACCUUGAUGCGGCUGUGUAUCAGGUGACGUACCAGCUGAAGAUCCCCUGCACGGCCCUGUGCACGGUGCUGAUGCUGAACCGCUCCCUCAGUCGGCUGCAGUGGUUCUCCGUCUUCAUGCUGUGUGGGGGAGUCACGCUCGUGCAGUGGAACCCAGCCGAGGCCACCAAGGUCCAGGUGGAGCAGAACCCGUUCCUGGGUUUCAUGGCUAUCGCUGUAGCUGUCCUCUGCUCUGGAUUUGCAGGAGUGUACUUUGAGAAGGUGCUGAAGAGUUCAGACACCUCACUGUGGGUGAGAAACAUCCAGAUGUACCUGUCUGGCAUCUUGGUGACCCUGGUGGGCGUGUUCCUGACAGAUGGGGCCGAAGUGAUUGAGAAGGGCUUCUUCUUUGGAUACACGGCGUGGGUGUGGUUUGUCGUCCUGAUGGCCAGCGUCGGGGGGCUCUACACGUCCGUGGUGGUGAAGUACACCGACAACAUCAUGAAGGGCUUCUCUGCCGCAGCGGCCAUCGUCCUCUCCACGGUGGCUUCCGUCACUCUGUUCGGGCUGCAGAUCAGUGCCACGUUCGCCAGCGGGGCCAUGCUGGUGUGCGUCUCCAUCUACCUGUACGGGCUGCCCAAACAGGACACCAGCAAGGUGACCAAAGCCGAUCUGGACAAGGACGCCAAAAGCAAGCUCAUCACGGUCUGAGACCCGGGCGCAGAGCGGACUUUCCGCACAUUUCUCAGCCUCCGUGAGAGGGACGCCCACCUCACCGCUGCCUGCCCACACAGGCGCCCACACACUAUAUGUACAAUACAGCCCAGCCAUCACUACCCACAGUGCCCUUGGCGGAGAGCAGUGAGGACUGUUUUUAAGGAUGCGCUGCUUGUCCUUUUUAAUAAUAGUUUUUUUAAAUGUGUACUUGCUUCUAUUUUUAUUUUCUUCCCCCUCUGUGGCGUCAUAUUCUUUUUCACUUAAUUGUAAAUUUAGAAAUAUGGCGACUUCUAAAUGGUCUUUUACGCACUCUCAUCAGCAAAUUAAACUGGAAUAGUAUUUUUAAUUGAGGAAUGUUCCAAGAUGCCGAAGCAAGCAUUUUUGGUGCGUUCUUUUAGUUUUCCUGGAGAUUAUUUUAAUUGGUGAUUAAUCGGUAUGCCACCAUUUCUUUCUGUGGAUGAAAUGGUUGCUACGGACCACUGGACAGCAACUGACCUUCGGCUCUUGACUACAGAGGUGAAAUUAUGCACAUAAGCAGACAAUGAGAAGCUACUGAGCCACAGCCUGGAGCACAGGGUGCAUGCACUGUUUGUUUUUUUUUGUAUUAAACAUGAGGCCAAUGAAAAACAUUCAUUAAGGAUGGGCUUCUUGUUUUACCUGUGGUCAUAUGUAAAAAUGUUUAUGGCUUCAGGCUCUUAUCAAUGUAAACUAUUAACAUUUUCUAUAAGCCAUUGUUGGAUCACCUAACUGUCAUCAGUGGAUGUUGUGUAGUUACCAAAUGCAUUUGGUGCUUUUGACAAAUAGGUGUUUUCUAUAAGCCAAUGCUGGAUUGUCCAAACUGUUGGCAGUCAAUGUUGCCUAUUCACCAAAUGGAUAUGGUGCAUUUGACAAAUAGCCUAAUGGCAGAUUUUUGUGAUGGUAUAAUAAGGCUGAUUCUAUAAGCUCAGUUAUGACGGUAAGACACUUUUCCCAAAAUGUGGAAAGUUUACUGCAACGGCAACAUUCAGUCUUGAUCAAAACAAAAUGGAAUCUUCUGGCCAGUCAUAUGUUUUGAUGAGUGUCCAAAGAUGGGCAUCUUGAAAGGUCAGUUAUAAUUGACGCCAAAGGGUAAGAACCAACUCCGCUGAACCCUGAGAAAGUCUCUCAUCCUCCUUCCUAUUCUGUAAAGCCCUUUGCCUGUAUGUCUGGAUAAUAGGUUCAGGAGGUUAAGCACUACUGAGUCUGGUUCCUCCUAAAAUCAUUUGAAAUGUUUAUUUGACAGAAAGGAUCAAAGAUCUUGAGGAUAUCAAAAGUCCUGUUUUAGUGCUUUGUGUUAAUGUUGAUACCUUGUUAUAUGACCAGGAUCAUGCUUAUUAGAUUAAACAACCACCUGAGGACCAUUGGAUAUGUAUUUUCAUUUGCUAAUCAGAUCAAAGUACCGGACACAUGGUACUAAUUUAUAUUUAUAUUGCCGGAUUAAAGCCUUGUACCUUCUGUUAA
Conger conger (European conger) is the source of this 2739-nucleotide messenger RNA. It is a transcript of the gene slc35a1, whose product is annotated as solute carrier family 35 member A1. The transcript has 8 exons. NCBI's taxonomy places the organism in Eukaryota, Metazoa, Chordata, Actinopteri, Anguilliformes, Congridae. Bases 241 to 1254 code for a protein of 337 amino acids. Gene Ontology annotation, molecular function: pyrimidine nucleotide-sugar transmembrane transporter activity. The record is from RefSeq and is a predicted model, not a curated record. Gene Ontology annotation, biological process: pyrimidine nucleotide-sugar transmembrane transport. Gene Ontology annotation, cellular component: Golgi membrane.